This is a messenger RNA of Siniperca chuatsi (mandarin fish), 4615 nucleotides long. RefSeq names its product v-src avian sarcoma (Schmidt-Ruppin A-2) viral oncogene homolog (gene src). The coding region runs from base 424 to 2082 and encodes 552 amino acids. The transcript is spliced from 14 exons. Gene Ontology annotation, cellular component: extrinsic component of cytoplasmic side of plasma membrane. Gene Ontology annotation, molecular function: growth factor receptor binding; ATP binding; non-membrane spanning protein tyrosine kinase activity. Gene Ontology annotation, biological process: progesterone receptor signaling pathway; cell adhesion; innate immune response. Lineage: Eukaryota; Metazoa; Chordata; Actinopteri; Centrarchiformes; Sinipercidae. The record is from RefSeq and is a predicted model, not a curated record.
AUUCCACAUCCCGGUGUUAUGACCGUGGUGUUCCCGCACAGAAGCUGGCUGUCGCUCGUUGCCACGCGUAAUGUUACAUUUACAUAUGCGAUAGGCAAACCGGGUCUUUGUUUUUUUUUUUUUUUUUUACUUCCAUCUAGUUGAUUUAGCCCAUAUAUAUGAGAAUGCAAAAUGUUUUCUUAGCUUCGGAGUCAUUCCCCGUCAUGACCUCACGGGGCCGCCCCUCCAGUUGAAUGGGAUCCCUCAUCGCCUUUCUGUCGCUAGUUUUGGCACUGCCGCCGCUCCAAUCCCCGAUUUCAGGAUCUGUGAGCUUUCGGUCUAUCUAAUCAGUUCAUUAAUGUUUUGAUGCGAAAUCCGCCUGUCUGAUCGGCAGAAGAGCGACGACGCCAAAUCUCCGUUAGCCUGCGCGUGAGGGCCUUGGCCAUGGGGGGAUCCAAGAGUAAGCCCAAGGAUGUAGGCCAGCGAACCCGCAGCCUCGAUGGCAACCUCAGCUCUGGGGGAGGGGCUGGUGGCCAUCACCUCAACUCCAAUCAACAGUCCUUAACACCCAAUCGUAGCCCUACUAUGGAUGGAGGUCUCAGUGGCAAUCCGUCUACGGCCAAUAAUGCAGAACUGGCCCUGUUUGGAGGUGUGGAUAAUAAUAGUGUCACCUCUCCUAACAGAAUCACACUAGCAGGAGGCGUGACGACGUUUGUGGCUUUGUAUGACUAUGAGUCUAGAACGGCCUCAGAUCUGUCUUUCAGGAAGGGUGAACGCCUCCAGAUAGUCAACAACACGAGGAAGGUGAACUGCAGAGAAGGGGACUGGUGGCUGGCGCGCUCCCUGACCACUGGAGAGAGCGGUUAUAUCCCCAGCAAUUAUGUGGCUCCAUCCGACUCCAUCCAGGCAGAAGAUCAUCUCAGACUGACUCUAGAGUCUAGGUGGUACUUUGGCAAAAUCACUCGCCGCGACUCUGAGAGGCUGCUGCUAAGUUUAGAGAACAGGAGAGGGACUUUCCUGGUGCGAGAGAGUGAGACCACCAAAGGUGCCUACUGUCUGUCUGUAUUGGACUAUGACAACACCAAAGGGCUGAACGUGAAGCACUACAAGAUCAGGAAGCUGGACAGCGGAGGCUUCUACAUUACAUCACGUACACAGUUCAGCAACCUGCAGCAGCUUGUCAAUCACUAUCGCAAGCAUGCUGAUGGGCUGUGUCACAGUCUAACAGACAUUUGUCCCGUACUGAAGCCUCAGACUCAGGGCUUAGCCAAGGAUGCCUGGGAGAUCCCAAGAGAGUCCCUCCGUCUUGACCUCAAGCUUGGACAGGGCUGCUUUGGAGAGGUCUGGAUGGGAACAUGGAACGGCACAACUCGGGUGGCAAUAAAGACUCUGAAGCCCGGCACUAUGUCCCCUGAAGCCUUCCUCCAGGAAGCUCAGGUCAUGAAGAAACUGAGACAUGAAAAGCUGGUUCAACUCUAUGCUGUGGUGUCUGAGGAACCGAUCUACAUCGUGACGGAGUACAUGGGACAAGGUAGCUUAUUGGAUUUCCUGAAAGGGGACAUGGGUAAGAUGCUCCGACUUCCCCAACUGGUGGACAUGGCCUCACAGAUUGCUUCAGGGAUGGCUUAUGUGGAGAGGAUGAACUAUGUACACAGAGACCUCAGAGCUGCUAACAUCCUGGUGGGAGACAACCUGGUUUGCAAAGUGGCUGAUUUUGGUCUGGCUCGCCUCAUUGAGGAUAAUGAAUAUACUGCCAGGCAAGGAGCCAAGUUUCCCAUCAAGUGGACGGCUCCUGAGGCUGCUCUGUACGGCCGCUUCACCAUUAAAUCUGACGUCUGGUCAUUUGGGGUCCUGCUGACUGAACUGGCCACCAAAGGCAGAGUGCCCUAUCCAGGUAUGGUGAACCGGGAGGUGUUAGACCAAGUGGAGCGUGGUUACAGGAUGCCGUGCCCAGCAGAGUGCCCUGAAUCUCUGCAUGACCUGAUGCUGACCUGCUGGAGAAAAGAGCCCGAGGAGAGGCCCACCUUUGAGUACCUGCAGGGCUUCCUGGAGGAUUACUUCACCUCCACAGAGCCUCAGUACCAGCCGGGAGAGAACCUGUAACUGGGCUAAGCGUGGAAAUGUGCAUGCGUCAUGCAUGUACAAAACUGAGCAUGUACAACUACUUCAGAGUGCAUGCACAAUUAUGUGUGAGGGUAUGUAUGUACAGUAUAACGGGGCAGAAAGCCGACUACAUUUGGGUACAAUCAGUAACUCUCUGACAUCGUGGAGUGUCAGUGAGACAUCAAACAAUCAGCAACCUUCAGUUCCUGCCUCUUUCCAAAGUCAUUGUCAUGCUCUCCAAUGUGUCAGCUCUGAGGGACUAAAAAACUGUGGUAUUAUUUUGAGUUUAUCAUACAGUACUUUAUUUUGUUUGUCAGUCAAAUCGACACUCUACACAGCCAAGCAGGUUUUUCUACCUUAAUUGUGUUUGUAAGGCACCCUAAUUAUAUACAUACAUUCCCCAAGCACUCUCCCUGUGUUAUUUCACCUGACUGAUCUUGCAGUUUGCCAGCUUCAACGCUGCAAGUGACACCAGACUAUGACAUAAAAGACUGCAUGGGUCAAACAUGGGAGUCCAGAGAAUGAACAUUGGAUACAAGUAUAGUCCUGCUGGAAGCACCACUUCAGGAUGUCUAUUUUUACUACAUUGUCUUUGGGAUACACACAUGCUCAGUCUGUCUUCCAUUUUGCCACUUGAGAAGCAACUAUUUGGGUUUUAAAUUUUUUUUAAAAUUUUAUUAUUAGACCUGGAUCAACUGGAAUAUUUUUAGGUGAAAGAUAUUAUCUUAAAACCAUGCUUCCCCUGUGCAUCAUUGAGGCUAGUUUCCCAACUGCUGUGAGAUUUUGUAUGAGACUGACACCCUUGAUUCCCAUCAGUGUGUAGUCUCACUCACCAGCUGGACAAAUUGGUUUAUUGCUGUGACCAACAUACAGCUCAACACAAAGAAGAGAAGAGGCAGAGUCUGUCUCUCUAUUUUCUAAUUGUGACUUUUCUUACAAACAAUGGCUACUGAUCACCAAUGGUCAUCUCAGGAUGGAGAAGACUAGAAUUCUGCUGCAAGGAGUUUUGUGCCAAUGAAAAUCUCUUUUGUACUCCACUGUGUAAAAGUGUAUUUUAAUACUCUGAACUUUUCUUACAAUGAAGUUUGAGUUGUGUAAGCAGAGGUUCUGCUGUUCUUCUUCUUGAAGGAUAAUCCACUGUUUUGAGAUCCUGCACCUGUGUACAGUACCAACCAGCUCUCACCAGCAUGGUUUCAAGGUGCUGAUUUGUUUUCAAGCAUUCAAAUUAAAAUCAGGUGAAUCUUCUUUCAUGUCUCCUUUCAGUUCUGACCUUCAUUAAUAUGAAGAUUUUUAAUUUUUAAUCAGUAUUUCCCUAAAUAGUGCAUCUUCGAGCACGAUCGUACACUGGAGAUAUUGUGUUUCUGUUCUCAGUGAAGAUGAUAAAUGAGCAACAGAGUGAUAGUGUGCUGAGUAUGGUUAUGCCUUCCUCCAGCCUGUAGGUUGCAGACCAGAAAGCCUUCCCAUAAACAGCAUGUAUAGCAAAUAAAUUGGCAUCUUGAAACUUAAUUGUAAAUAUCCUUAUUGCUAAUAUUGUUUGUAUAUAUCAUCUUUAUAAUUUAUUCCUUUUAAAAUAACCCAAUUGUUUAUUUUGCUUUUUGCAUCAUCAUUCAAACUUUAAAGUGUUUAUGGUACAUUUAUGGGUUAAAUAACAUCUGAUAAUAAUGAUAUGAAUAUAUAUAUUAUAGAACACUUUUACUUUUUGUGCACGUAUUUCUUUGAAACUUAUCCUGGUUGUACAUUUUCAAUAUGACUGACUGACUGAAUUGGUGAGCAGAACUGCUCCGCAUCCCCUGACUAACCUGUUUUUGGAGAAAAACAGUUCUGUCUUGUCAGAUACUGAUCAUCUACCAGCAUUACUCCUUCCCAUAAUACAAUCAAAACCACAAAUGUUUACAUCGUGAUAAUCUUCGAAUCAUUUUGGUGCUGCUUCAGAGGCUGGUAAAUGAGCAGGCAAUCAAGUGUCAUUUUCGUUAAACUGUUUUUCUGAGCACACCUGGCCAACAUGGUGUGUGUGCUGCCAUCAUCUGUACCUCCAGGAUUGGUCAAUGGUUUGAUUGACCUCUCCAGCUUGGAUUUCAUAAAGCACUACUGAUUAGGAUUAAAGAACCCCAUAUAGAGGAUGAUGUGACUGCCAUGAAUGGAAGGAGUUCGAUAGCUGUGUAGCGUCUACUGUGUCCUGUGGACAUGGGUUAUGCCACACUUAUCUGCAUGGGUGUAGUCAGGUUGUCUGGCACCGUCCCCUUCUUUUCCCGACCCGUGUCACUGAAUGCUGAUCAGCAAAAAUAUGGGAAAAAGUGCUCAAAAAAGGUCAUAUUGUCUGUAUGCAGCCUCGCUUACAAGCCAAGGACGUUUCCUGUGGGGUUCUGUGGGUCUUUUUUCUGGCUAUGCAGAUAUUUUUUUUUAAUCUGUGAAAUUCAUAUAUAUACUCUUUUCUACUGUAUUCAAUGGGAAUUUUCAGAUAAAUAGCUCUUUGUUAAAUCCUACUGAAUAUUGUUCAAAUUUGAAAGUACAUUUGAAUAAAAUGUGUAUAUUG